CGCAAAAGUACAUAACUGCUAUAAAUCCUUCAGCAGCAGCGAGAGGCUUUGUCGGGGUUUAAGCAAAGCUUAUUCCUCUCUCUCUGCAUUUCUCUAAUUCAUUUCAUACCUCGCAUCGCGAGCUUUCCUCUUCACUCAUGGAACUUCUAAAUUCCACAGUUUCAACCACACACCCUAUCUUUCGUUCACUUCCAUUUUCUUCCUUAUCAACCAACAACUCCUCAACAAUCACCUUUUCGAAAUCUAAAAAAUUUCCCCUAUUCUCCCAAUUUUCCUCCCCCUCAAGAUUCAUAAUUUCAGCUCAUUUUUCCCGACGCUCGAACCGCCAGAAUCAUCUCAGGAGAAAGAUCCUUGAAAAUCAACAACUACGGCAACAACAGGAGGUGAGUGGCAAUUCUGUAAUUUCUGCUCCCUUUUCUCAAAGUGUUCAGCAGGACUAUGAAAAUUUUGAUCAAAAUUCGAAAUUACAUGAUUUUGAUUCUGAGAUUGCUCAAUAUUCCACCAAGUCGCGUGAUAUUAAGCUAUCAAGGCCUUUUGGCGAGUCCGUCAUGUGGAAUAAAUUAGAGAAUUGGGUUCAGCAGUAUAAGAAGGACACAGAGUUUUGGGGCGUUGGGACUGGUACCAUAUUCACAGUUUAUCAGGAUUCCGGGGGUAAGGUUGAAAGGGUAGUUGUAAAUGAGGAUGAAAUUUUCAGAAGAAGUAAAGUUCAACCAGCAGUGUUUAGGGAUGCUGAUGCUGCAGUUGAUGAUAUAAGUGAAGUUAAUGAAAAAGUUUCUUUUGCCAAGUCGUUAGCCAGAGAAAUGGAAUUUGGGAACAACCUAAUUCCUACAAAUAGUUCAGUUACAAAGUUUUUGAUUUCUGAUGAGGCAAAGUUAGAUAAUGUCCUAAAGGGAAUAAGUGGUUUUAGUCUAAAUCCAAGUUCCUAUAAAAUGCUACCUCAGACUGGGAUUGCAGUAUUGUGUGGUUUAAUUGCGAUGUGGGGUCUGAAGAUGUUGUUUGGAGCUUGGAACAAUGAACAGGGCUACACAAGAUUAGAGAACGAAAUGCUGAGGAGAAAGAGGGAAGCUAGAAUGAAGAAGGAGAAGGAUGUGAAAGGUAGUGUAGAAGUUGUCCAGGAGUCCACAGAGCAUAACACCAACUUUUCUAUUGAGAGGCCCCAGUUUAAUAAGGAAAAACUCAUGAGUAGUAUAAUGAAAACUAGGGAGUCACAUAAUAAACCAGCAUUGCCAGAAUAUCCAAGCAGCCAGCAGAUUGGAGAUACACAAUUUGAUUAUAAGAUUCAGGAAAUUAAAGAGAUGGCAAGGCGUGCAAGAGAAUUGGAAGAAAAAGAUAAUUUGCCUAAUGAUGAUGUAGCUGAUUCUGAUACUUUUGAUGCAUUCUCCAAUGAAAAUGAUGUGGUAGAGCAACCUCACUUACGGAGUCUUGGUUCUCAAAUGGACCUUAAUGAAUACAGUGGAGAUACCCGAGAUCUGAGAAAAACUACAGAACCAACACCUCUUGAUAGUAUUGAAAAUGAUGCUAGAGUCUUGAGUUGUGUAACUGCAAAGAGUCCCACUGAUUCUUUAAGUUCUACAGAAAAUCAAAGUGAUUUGGUGCAUGAUGCAAGCUUGUUGAAUAAUGUCAAUGGGAUAACUGAACAAUCUGCCAUGCCAGGUGGCCUAUCAAGCAAGCCACGCAAAAAUUAUAUGAAAACAAAGUCAAGGAUCAUAAUGUCAGUGAAGGAAGCUAGAGAAUACCUCUCUAGGAAAACCAAUAAAUGUAAAGAAAACCAAGAGAGCAUAGUUGCAAGUGUCAAAAAAGUUGAUACAUCAUCUACCAAUUUAAUGGAAAAGAAAGGCGUUGGCCAUGUGAACCAGAAAUCUGAUGACUCGAGUGAGUUCUUGAAAGAUUCUAAUUGCAAAAGAAAGAAAUCUGUUAUCCAAGAGAGCAUAGUCACCAGUGUUGAGCAGGUUGAUACCCUAUCUACCAAUUUAAUGGAAAAGAAAACUGCUGGCUGUGUGAACCAGAAAUCUCAUGAUUCCCAUGAGUUCUUGGAAGAUGCUAGUUGCAAAAGGAAGAAAUCUCUUCCAAUUGAUAACAAUUAUGUAGCUGUACAAGGCAGCAAGGCAGUUGAUUCUGGUGACCUUGACUUGAGCUCACACGAUGGAGGCCACUGUGAAAGUUCUGUCAAUAGGCUGGCUGAUUUAGCGUUGCCUAUAAGAGCAACAGACAGUGAGAGUAGGUCAGACCAGGAUGAUAACAACAAAAUCAUAUCACCUUCCAUUUUGCUUGAAGCAUCAACUACUUGUCAAGAUUCCAGUUUCACCAAUGUGCCAUCUUUUCCAGCAAUGGAAAUCCCAGAAGAUGUCAAAAAAGGGGUAGCAGAUUUGAACAUUCCUGAAACUCACUCUGAUCGUAACAGAAAUGACAGAAGCCAAGAGACAGCUCCAUUGGUAAAUAAGGAGAAUUGGUUGGAAAAGAAUUUUCAUGUACUCGAGCCAGUAAUUAAGAAGAUGCAUAUGGGCUUUAGGGAUAAUUACUUGGUUGCAAAGGACAAACCUAGCGAAGAGUUGGAUGCAAAGACAAAGCACCUUCACCUUGAGACUAGUAAAUAUGGUGGUGAACUUGAAUGGAUGAGAGAUGAAAGGCUCAAAGAAAUUGUAUUUAAGGUUCGAGAAAAUGAGCUGGCUGGAAAAGAUCCAUUUUUCCAAAUGAGUAAUGAAGAUAAACUUGCAUUCUUUGAUGGCCUAGAGAAGAAAGUUGAACAAGAGAACAAGCAACUUUUGGAUUUGCAUGAAUGGCUGCACACAAACAUUGAAAACCUUGAUUAUGGAACAGAUGGCAUCAGUUUGUAUGAUCCACCGCAGAAAAUUAUGCCUCAGUGGAGAAGUCCUCCCAUGGAGAAAAUUCAUGAGUUACUCAAUAGCUCUGUAGAACUGAGAAAGACAGUUGAUGAAGGUACUAAAGAGUCUACUGUCAUGAAUAAAUACAAACAAGAGACACAUCUCAAAUCAACAGACUCUCAAAUCAACACUGAGCUAGAAAAUAAAUCAGCAAAAGCUCCUAAGACUAUUAUAGAAGGAAGUGAUGGUUCAGCUAGAGCCGGAAAGAAAUCUGGAAAAGAGUAUUGGCAGCACACAAAGAAAUGGUCACAAGGGUUCCUAGAGUCAUACAAUGCAGAAACAGACCCAGAAAUCAAAAGUGUUAUGAAGGAUAUAGGGAAGGACUUGGAUAGAUGGGUUACUGAGAAAGAGAUACAAGAAGCUGGUGAACUAAUCGAUAAAUUACCUGAGAGGGGAAAGAAGUUCAUCAAAGAGAAACUUGACAAGGUCAGAAGAGAAAUGGAGCUAUUUGGACCCCAAGCUGUGGUGAGCAAAUAUCGCGAGUAUGCUGAUGAAAAGGAAGAGGAUUACUUGUGGUGGCUAGAUUUACCUUAUUUACUGUGUAUUGAAAUGUACGUCAGGCAAGAAGGGGAGAUGGAAGUGGGGUUCUAUUCAUUAGAAAUGGCUGCUGAUCUGGAAUUGGACCCUCAGCCAAAACAUGUAAUUGCUUUUGAGGAUGCUGGUGAUUGUAAAAAUCUUUGCUACAUUAUACAGGCUCACAUGGAAAUGCUUGGCAAUGGAAAUGCAUUUGUUGUUGCACAACAGCCCAAGGAUGCUUUUCGGGAAGCCAAAGAAAAUGGUUUUGGUGUGACUGUAAUUAGGAAAGGGCAGCUACAGCUCAAUGUGGACCAAGCGUUAGAAGAGGUGGAGGAAGUUAUCAGUGAAAUUGGAAGUAAGAUAUACCAUGAUAAAAUAAUGCGUGAACGUGGUGUUGAUAUAGAGGCGUUAAUGAAGGGCGUAUUUGGUACUGGAAAGUGUGCCUACAGUAAGAAGUCAAAGAAGAAAUUGAGGAAACUGCUUGCAAAUAGAAGAAAACACUCAAAAUAGAUGAAGUUGAUUGAGCACUAAAGAAAACACUUGGAGCUGGGAGCAUGGCUAUCUUGAAUAUUUAUGCAGUUUAAUGGUUCCAUUCCAUGCACGGUAGCAAGUUUAUCAUCUAUUGAGGCUACAUUUCUUUAGCUCAACCUUAAUAUAGAGCUGCCAGUCUGCUGCCCGGUUUGCCAUCUUUCCUAGCUGCUGUUAUGCAGACAGAAUAUGAAAUAAUGAAAUGAUAAACAACACACUUGUGCAUUUUGCAGA
Messenger RNA from Ipomoea triloba (trilobed morning glory), 4160 nucleotides. RefSeq lists its product as uncharacterized. The transcript has 5 exons. The coding region runs from base 138 to 3908 and encodes 1256 amino acids. NCBI's taxonomy places the organism in Eukaryota, Viridiplantae, Streptophyta, Magnoliopsida, Solanales, Convolvulaceae. The record is from RefSeq and is a predicted model, not a curated record.